AUGAUCUCCGCCUUCUUCAUCUUCAACCUAAAAGGAGAAGUGCUCAUCUCGCGUCUCUUUCGCAACGAUCUCCGACGAUCGAUCGCAGACAUCUUUCGUAUCCAAGUGGUGUCGAACGCAGACGUUCGUUCUCCCAUCAUCACUCUCGGUUCCACAUCCUUCUUCCACGUUCGUCACGAAAACCUCUACAUUGUCGCCGUCACCAAGUGCAACGCCAACGCCGCACUCGUCUUUGAAUUUUGCUAUCGGGUGAUCAGCAUCGGACGAUCGUAUUUCGGUGGGAAAUUGGACGAAGAGGCGGUGAAAAACAACUUUGUUCUCAUCUACGAACUUCUUGACGAGAUCCUCGAUUUUGGUUAUCCUCAAAACUCAGAGAUCGAGACACUCAAGAUGUACAUUACUACCGAAGGAGUCAAGUCGGAACAAGCGGUACGAGAGGAUUCCAGCAAAAUCACAAUUCAAGCUACGGGUGCGACAAGUUGGAGAAGAGCAGAUGUAAAGUAUCGAAAGAACGAAGCAUUUGUCGAUGUUGUCGAGACGGUGAACCUGUUGAUGAGCAACAAAGGAACCAUUCUACGCGCGGAUGUGGAUGGAGCAAUCCUGAUGAGAGCCUAUCUUAGCGGUAUGCCAGAAUGUCGUUUCGGCCUAAACGACAAACUAGUGCUGGAAAAAAACGACAAGAACAAAGGCAAAGUAGAUGCGGUAGAACUGGACGAUUGUCAAUUCCACCAAUGCGUCAAGUUGUCAAAGUACGACAGCGACCGUUCCAUCUCCUUCAUCCCGCCGGACGGAGAAUUCGAACUGAUGCGCUAUCGUUCGACAAGCAACAUCAACCUGCCCUUUAAAGUGCAUGCUAUUGUAGAAGAACUCUCCAAAUCCAAAGUCGAAUACACGCUCAACCUAAAGGCCAACUUUGAUUGCAAGCUCAACGCAACCAACGUCGUCCUGCGAAUCCCAACCCCGUUGAAUGCAAGUACGGUCAAGUGUCAGGUUAGUAUGGGAAAAGCAAAAUACGUGCCAGCAGAGAAUCACAUAGUGUGGAAGAUAGCCAGAAUCCAAGGCGGGGGGGAAGCAAGGUUUGGUGCAGAUGCAGAGCUGAGCAGCACCACCCUCAGGAAGGCUUGGAGUAGGCCGCCGAUAGAGGUGGAUUUUCAGGUUUUGAUGUUUACAAGUUCAGGCUUGUUGGUAAGGUAUCUGAAGGUUUUCGAGAAAAGCAAUUAUCAGAGUGUCAAAUGGGUUAGGUAUUUGACUAGGAGUAAUGGUAGUUAUCUGAUCAGGUUCUGA
This is a messenger RNA of Ustilago hordei, 1284 nucleotides long. Its product is annotated as putative clathrin-associated adaptor complex medium chain. The record is from RefSeq and is a predicted model, not a curated record. Gene Ontology annotation, molecular function: clathrin-cargo adaptor activity. Lineage: Eukaryota; Fungi; Basidiomycota; Ustilaginomycetes; Ustilaginales; Ustilaginaceae. Gene Ontology annotation, biological process: intracellular protein transport; clathrin-dependent endocytosis. Gene Ontology annotation, cellular component: AP-2 adaptor complex; cytoplasmic vesicle. The transcript has a single exon. Bases 1 to 1284 code for a protein of 427 amino acids.